This is a messenger RNA of Scleropages formosus (Asian bonytongue), 1816 nucleotides long. RefSeq names its product muscarinic acetylcholine receptor M1-like. The record is from RefSeq and is a predicted model, not a curated record. Gene Ontology annotation, molecular function: G protein-coupled serotonin receptor activity; G protein-coupled acetylcholine receptor activity. Gene Ontology annotation, cellular component: plasma membrane; synapse; dendrite. The transcript has 2 exons. Gene Ontology annotation, biological process: adenylate cyclase-inhibiting G protein-coupled acetylcholine receptor signaling pathway; G protein-coupled receptor signaling pathway, coupled to cyclic nucleotide second messenger; chemical synaptic transmission. Lineage: Eukaryota; Metazoa; Chordata; Actinopteri; Osteoglossiformes; Osteoglossidae. Bases 206 to 1726 code for a protein of 506 amino acids.
GGGAGAUGGUACGCAGGCUGAUAUUCAGUAGGCAGGAGCACAGGGGACAGUGGCCACUGGGCAAGAGCAUGCUGGUUUGUUUUUACUGACUGAAGGAAGGGACGAUGGAUUCCGAAGCCAUUGAACGUACCUACGCGGCAUGUAGAUCACCGUCUCAUCUGUAGCACCACAUUAAAGGACCUUCCAGAGCUCCCUCAUCAGCACCAUGAACAUCACCUCAAUACAUUCAAAUUUCUCUCAGGACCAUAAUAUUACAACCGACCCCCUGGGUAGUCAUGCCAUUUGGGAAGUGGUUGUGAUUAUACUCAUCACUGGACCCCUUUCCUUGAUCACCAUCAUUGGCAACCUUCUGGUAAUCAUCGCCUUCCGACUGAACGGUCACCUGCGCACUGUGAGCAACUAUUUCCUGCUGAGCCUGGCUGUGGCAGAUGUGAUCUUGGGCGCCAUCUCCAUGAACCUGUACACUACAUACAUCAUCAUGGGCCGCUGGACACUGGGGAACCUUGCCUGCGACAUCUGGCUGGCCAUCGACUAUGUGACCAGUAAUGCUUCUGUCAUGAACCUGCUGAUCAUCAGCUUCGACCGCUUCUUCUCCGUCACCCGGCCUCUUACCUACCGGGUGAAACGCACACCCAGGCGAGCCGCCAUCAUGAUCAGCCUAGCCUGGACCAUCUCCUUUGUGCUCUGGGCACCCGCCAUUCUGUUCUGGCAGUACGUGGUGGGCAAACGGACGGUACCCAAGAACCAGUGCUUCAUCCAGUUCCUUUCGGAACCCACCAUCACCUUUGGAACGGCUAUUGCUGCCUUCUACCUCCCUGUAACUAUCAUGAUCAUCCUUUACUGGCGCAUCUACCGGGAGACGGAAAACCGAUCCCAGCAGCUGGCGGGGCUGGUAGGCACACCAGACUACAGGGGCACGUCCUCUAGGUCCAGACACCAGGAGACGCACUCAAGCAGCACUAAGAGCAGCAGCUCCAGCUCUGCGGACACUCAGGGUGAGGAGAGCCAGAACAGAGAAGUCCAGUCCAGCUGCUUCCCCAGACAGAACACAACCCGACUGCUGACGGGGAAAGGAAGUGAAAUAACUUCACCAUCCCUUGGCAGAAGGGCAUACCUGAAAGCAAAUAGCAACGGGAGUUGGAACGUGGAUGACGAAGACGUCUCCAGCUGCUCAUCGUCAGGGGAGGAAGAUGCAGCGAGGAAAGACAAGGGUUCUGCGGUGGUACACGUUCCUCUGAUUGAGAUGGGUAACAAAUCAAGAGGACAGACGCAAAGGUACGAAACUUGCGCUGUUCCCAGAGUUCAAGAGUCAGGGGCCCAGCGGUUGGGCAGCCAGUCUUCCUUAGACCAAGCCAAGCCCUCUUCCCUGACGUGGCCUAAAUCCAAGAAGAGCCGGAACACAUCCCUCAUCCGGGAGAAGAAGGCUGCCAGGACCCUUAGUGCUAUCCUGUUGGCCUUCAUCUUGACGUGGACACCCUACAACAUCAUGGUGCUGGUCUCCACCUUCUGCGACCUCUGUGUGCCAGGGAAGCUCUGGCAGCUUGGCUACUGGCUCUGCUAUGUGAACAGCACAGUGAACCCUAUGUGCUACGCGCUGUGCAACAAGUCCUUUCGGGUCACCUUCAAGAUGCUGCUGCUGUGCCGCUGGGACAAGAGGAAGUGGGCCAAGCCUCACCUUAGUGCUCCGUCCCAUCUCAGACCACACAACUCCAGCAGUGUCGCGUGACUCGCUGUUUAUUUAAAUGUGUUCCUCUCCUAACGCCCACCCCCUGCUGCCUUCAUCCUGCUCUAUGUCUUCAUUUCCACAGAAGGCAUU